Messenger RNA from Cadophora gregata, 921 nucleotides. RefSeq names its product rRNA biogenesis protein rrp36 (gene RRP36). The record is from RefSeq and is a predicted model, not a curated record. NCBI's taxonomy places the organism in Eukaryota, Fungi, Ascomycota, Leotiomycetes, Helotiales, Ploettnerulaceae. Gene Ontology annotation, biological process: maturation of SSU-rRNA from tricistronic rRNA transcript (SSU-rRNA, 5.8S rRNA, LSU-rRNA). Gene Ontology annotation, cellular component: 90S preribosome; nucleolus. The transcript has 2 exons. Bases 1 to 921 code for a protein of 306 amino acids.
AUGUCUUCGGCGUCUAUAAAGCGCAAAGCACCAGAAACCCUGCUCCAGCGUCGUGUGAGACCCAGGCGGGAGCCGAGUGUGGGAUCUGAAGGAGCCAGUGAGAAACCUGCCGCAGACUCGAACGGAGAGGAUGACGAUGAGGAAGAGCCACGGGAUGUAGUAGAGGAUGAUAGUGAAGAGGCAGAGGCAGUCUCAGAUGAGUCUGGAGGCGAAUCUGGGGGCGAAGAAACAUCAGAUAAUGCUGCAUCAAUAUCAUUUGGCGCAUUGGCUAAGGCGCAAGCGUCUAUGGGAUCAGGUCGGAAGAAGCGGGCCACGAAGAAUAAGGAUGGAGAUACGUGGGAAGACAACGAGGCACAGGAACGGAAAGCUGGUAGGAAGGAUCACCGAGAUUUCAACAGAUCAAGUAAACAUGCCCCCACCGAAAUAUCGAGCAAGAAGGCGGUUUCCCGGAAGCGAGAGGUGGUUCCUGUAGUCAAACGAGCAUAUCGCGAUCCAAGAUUUGAGGCUAUAGGCGGACCGAUUGAUGAAUCAAAAGUCAGCAAAGCUUAUGCAUUUCUCGACGAUUACCGCGAAGACGAAAUGAAAGAACUGCGGAAUGCAAUCAAGAGUACCAAAGACGAGGACGCCAAGGAGAAGCUGAAGAGGGCAUUAUUGUCAAUGGAGUCCAAGAAAAAGGCUCAGCUGAGAAAGAAUAAGGAGCAAGAGAUUUUAGACCGGCAUAGAAAGGAAGAAAAAGAGUUGGUGAAGCAAGGAAAGCAGCCUUUCUAUCUGAAGAAGGCUGAGCAGAAGAAACGUGUCUUGCUUGAUACGUUCGGCGAGCUCAAAGGAAAACAGCUUGAUCGUGUCAUUGAGCGGAGACGAAAGAAGGUGGAGGGUAAGGAGAAGAAAAAGAUGCCAUUUACAAGACGAAAUGUCGAGUAG